Serinus canaria (Common canary) is the source of this 3932-nucleotide messenger RNA. Its product is annotated as receptor-interacting serine/threonine-protein kinase 2-like. The coding region runs from base 337 to 2184 and encodes 615 amino acids. Gene Ontology annotation, molecular function: JUN kinase kinase kinase activity; ATP binding. The record is from RefSeq and is a predicted model, not a curated record. Gene Ontology annotation, biological process: protein phosphorylation; regulation of apoptotic process. Lineage: Eukaryota; Metazoa; Chordata; Aves; Passeriformes; Fringillidae. The transcript is spliced from 13 exons.
UCCUACCACAAACCCAGCAUUUAUAUCCUGUUUUAAGAUCAACUUGGCCUAAAAAGUUGACAGAGUUUUUAACUUGUGCUGUCAGCUUGACCCACUGUAGAGAUCAGUAUCAGUGCACAGUCUGAGCACAGCUCCACAUCGUUCUGUACCCGGGCUGUUAUUAUUGUUAUAUUAUUAUAACAAUCUGCUAUUAUUGUUCUACCUUCUAUACACUGGUUUAUACCUUUCCCUCUUGGUAUUCCUUGAUGUGGAAGAAGCAGCUGUCCAACCUCUGUCUCUGUAAUCGCUCUUAUCUGCAGGCACUAAAGAGUUACAGUUUGUGUAUCCGACCAGGAAAUGUUGUGUUUGCAGGCAGCCAAUAAAGCAGAGAUCAACAGCCCAGCUGACUCACCGGCAGGAAAUCCCGAGCUGCUUUUGAAUGCUGUGCAAAGCCGACUCGCACUUGGUGUCACAGGAGUUUCACUCCAUCACUCCGUACUUUUAUGUUUGCGUUUCCAGAGCCAUCAAGAAAUGGCCAAUCCAUUACCUGUGGUAGCCCAGGAAGAUUUGGAAAGCUUUACCUUGAGCAGGACAGGCUCAGGCUUUGCCCUCAAAGCCUUUCAUAUUUCCUGGAGCACUCCCAUCUCUGUGAAGCUGCUGACCAGCCAGGACACUAUGGACAGGGAGUGGAAGUUGCUACUUCAGGACAUAGCAAGUGUCAGACACUGUGAGUCUGAACGUCUCCUGCCUUUCCUUGGGAUUUACCAGUGCCAUGGACUUGUGGGGAUAGUGUCUGAAUGGAUGAACAAUGGAUCCCUCCAAUCUCUCAUCCAUGAGCAUCAACUGUACCCAGAGCUUCCCUUUCCCUUGCUCAUAAGGAUCCUGUCAGACGUGGCUGAAGGGCUGCAUCAUCUUCACAGCCUUGAACCUGCCCUCUGCCACUGCAGCCUGAAACCUUCCAAUGUGCUUUUGGAUGUGCAGUACAGAGCCAAGAUAUCAGAUUAUGGCCUGACCAACUGGAGGAAACAGCAGCUGAGGUCAGACCUGCAGAACUGCCAGCAGAGAAACUGCCAGAAUUUAGUGUAUCUUCCUCCUGAAAUACUUGAAGGAGGCCUCCCUUCACAGGAAGGUGAUAUUUACAGUUUUGGAAUCUUGUGUUGGGAGAGCCUCAGCAGACAGAAACCUUUUGAAGGUCAGGGAACCCUGCUUGAUGUUUUGAGAGGAAUCUGCAGCAGUUUGCGGCCAGGCAUUUCAGAAAAGUUCAUACCAAGCAAUUUGCCUGAAAGGAACAGACUGCUGCACCUCAUUGCUCUGUGCUGGCAUCAAGAACCAGAUUACAGACCACAUACUGCAGAAUGUGUACACCUUCUAAAUGGAGUUUUGACUAGUAUAAAUAAGGAGGUAAUUUCUGCAGCAAUCUACAAUUUGAUGGAUGCAAAGGAGAGAGCGCUUAACGCAUGCAAAGGCUCAGAGACCUACACGCUGCAGAGAGGCACCCGCAAUUCCGAGAUCAUCUAUCCACGAAAAGGCAACCGCUUAAUCAGCAAGAAAAUUCCUCUUGUAGUGCCAAGCUUGUCAACUGUUCUACCUGAUAGCAGUGCAAAUACAACAGGAAGAGAUAAUAUUGAGAUGGGUGUGUCAAGUACUACCUCACAGAAUGCAACCAAAGAUUGCCCAGGCUCUGAGAGAAGAAAACCAAGCUCCUUUUGCACAAAUCCUUCAUCUGGCUCAAAUGCAGGCAAAGAGAGCAGUCAGCAUAACUCUCCAGCACUGGCUCUUCAGCACAGACCACAACCAGUGCACCUUGAACAAGCAGUGAAAGGUCCUUGCAGCAAUGGAAACUGCUGUCAAAUCCUUGCCUGCCAGAGGCAGAGCAUCCUGAGCUGCAUGACAGAAGGGCUCCUGAACCACGUGCUGGACGUGCUGCGCUCUCAGCAGGCGCUGUCCCGAGUGGACUACGAGAGCAUCACCUCCUGCCCCACGGUGACCGCCCGCGCCCGCGCCCUGCUGGACACCUGCCUCUGCCUCGGGGAGAGGGCAGCACAAGCUGCAGUGGCUGCACUUUCAGUGAACAAACGUAGUCCUCUGGGACAAGUCAUUCAUGCCCAGGCUGUCCUUCCAAGAAGGGAGGAAAAUGAAUCAUUACCUUUUGGAGGUCACAGUUUGGAAGAAUGGCUAUUUAUAAAGACUUCCAAAUCAGGAUAAUGAACAACAGAAUACUGGAUGAGGAGAAAAAAUUGAGUGCCUUUCCCUGCACUCAUAUCUGAGCCGGCUGUUACAGUGAAAGGCUUCAGACAAUCAAGAAAUAUUUCUUCAGUAGGGCUUUAAGUAAGACUUGGAAGUUUUAUAUUAUGCAUAUAAAUUACUUCAUUUUCCUCACAAAUGGUCGUAUGAAAAUGUAGCAGUACUUACAUCAGUACUUCAGAGAUGUGGGACUUGGAGUACUCAUUAAAUGGAGAAACAUUAACAUUUUACAUCCCUGUAUCUCUCUAAACAUGUCUGCAGCUCAAAUGUAAAAUUAAUCCAAGCAGAAGAGGUGCCAAGAUGAUAAUUUUGAAAUGGUGGUUCUGCUGAACUGUUGUCAUGGUUGUACUCUAAUUGGAGACAGCCUGGGAAUACUGGGAAGUUUUGUAGCUCUGGCCUGGAUUCGCCCACGGUCGCAGAUGCUUUGGAGUGUCCUGCUGCUGCUUGAACUCAUCCUCAGGUCAUGGACCCUUCGACUUGAGUUCACACGGAGUUCCAGUCUGUCCAGGACAACAGUACAGAAACACUGCUGUUAUCAGAAUGUUCCCAGGCACAGUGGAGGAAGAUGAUAAGGGGUACAACAGGGAGUGAAAACAACAGCCCAGCCACUAACAAGCACCAGACACUCGUGGUACAGAAGGCAAACAAGGCCCAUGGCAAACACAGGAGUCUGUCAACAGAUCAACAGCAACAGCAGCUACAAAUGUGAUCCAGCACAGUAUUCCAGUAAAAUCUGUUGUUACUUUGAACCCUUCAAGCCUCACAUUGGAUGCUGAAAAGAACAUUUGUGCCAGUGAACAACUAUGCUCCCCAACAGUAAAGUGAGAAAGUGUGUUGGUUGAGAGCCAGACAAUUUCACAGGUAAAGCAAAAGCUGCACACAAGCAAAGGCAAACAUGGAAUUAAUUCACCACUUGCCAAAGGCAGGCAGGUGUCCAGCCAUCUCCAGGAAAGCAGGGCUCCAUCCUACGUAAUGGUUACUUAAGAUGACAAAUGCCAUCACUCCAUCCUCCCCAUCCUCCCCCUAGCUGAGCUUGAUGCCACAUGGUCUGGAGUAUCCCUUUGGCCAGCUGUGGUCAGUUGUCCCAGCUUGUCCUCCCCCAGCUCCUUGUGCACUCCCAGCCUCCUCCCUGGGGGGGUGAGGGGCAGAAAGGCCUUGGCUCUGUUUGAGCUCUGUCCAGCAAUAUCAAAACUUCCCUGAAUUGCCAACACUGUUUUCAGUACAAAUUCAAAAUACAGCCUCAUACUGGCUCCUAUGGAGAAAAUUAACUCUAUCCCAGCAAAAACCAGCAUAAUUUGAAAGAGAAAUAGUAAGAUUGCUUUCUUUAUAAUGAAAAUAAUGAUAUAAGGUGCUGGAUUUUUAAAGACCCAGUGGAGUUUCUUCAAGCUUCAAGGCACCAGAUGAACAUGAGACCUUGUUAUACCAUCUACAGGUAUUUCAAAUGUAAAACCAUGUUAUUUGUUCCCCUAUGUGCUUUUGUUCUCUCUGCAGUUUCAAAGCUCUCAUUGAAUUCAGUCAUUUGGCUGAUUGCAAAUGCAGUAAUGAUGUGAUGUCUGGGCACAGUUAAGAAAUCAGAAAUGUGUUACAUCAAAGUUUCUAGCUAUGAUGCUGCUGUAACCAUAAUAUUUUUUUUUUUUACAAAAUUUAUUGAACUUUGAGACUGCCUUGAAUUAAAAUAUUGUUACAAUUAAAAGCAAUGUCUAUCAGAA